AACGGCGGCGGUGGCGGCGGCAGCGACGGCGGUGCUGGGGUUGGCGAGCUUUGGGGCUGCCGGUCCCGCGGCGGUGCCUGCUAGGGACCCGGACCGCGGGUGGAAGCAGGAGACGCGCGGCAGCGGUUCUCGGCGAUGGUGGGCGUCCCUGGAGCGGCCGCCUUCCAGCUUGGUCCUGAGAAAAGAGUACCAGCAAUGCCUGGAUCGCCUGUGGAAGUGAAGAUACAGUCAAGAUCCUCACCUCCCACCAUGCCACCCCUCCCACCAAUAAAUCCCGGAGGACCCAGGCCAGUGUCAUUUACUCCUACAGCAUUAAGCAAUGGCAUCAACCAUUCUCCCCCUACCCUGAACGGUGCCCCCUCACCACCACAGAGAUUCAGCAAUGGUCCUGCCUCUUCCACAUCAUCUGCACUAACAAAUCAACAAUUGCCAGCCACUUGUGGUGCUCGGCAGCUCAGCAAGUUGAAACGCUUCCUCACCACUCUGCAACAGUUUGGCAAUGACAUCUCACCUGAGAUUGGGGAGAAGGUGCGGACUCUUGUUCUAGCACUGGUGGUAAGUACAGCAUCCCUGGCCAAUUUCCACUGCAAGGUAAAGGGAAAUACAAAUUUCUUACUUAAAGGAAACACCCUGCCUCUUCUUUUCAAGGCCAACCUGCCCCUGCUGCAGCGAGAACUGCUGCACUGCGCUCGGGCCGCUAAGCAGACCCCAUCCCAGUACCUGGCUCAGCACGAACACCUUCUGCUCAACACAAGUAUCGCGUCUCCUGCUGACUCUUCUGAGCUGCUCAUGGAAGUGCAUGGAAACGGAAAAAGGCCCAGUCCAGAGAGGAGGGAAGAGAGUAGUUUUGAAAGAGAUACCAUUGCUCCUGAGCCUCCUGCCAAGAGAGUGUGUACCAUCAGCCCUGCUCCCCGGCACAGUCCUGCCCUCACUGUGCCCCUCAUGAAUCCUGGGGGCCAGUUUCAUCCUACUCCUCCGCCUCUUCAGCACUACACCUUAGAAGAUAUUGCAACUUCCCACCUGUAUCGUGAACCCAAUAAGAUGCUAGAACAUCGAGAAGUUCGUGAUAGACACCACAAUCUUAGUCUAAAUGGAGGCUAUCAAGAUGAGUUGGUAGACCACCGUUUGACAGAAAGGGAAUGGGCUGAUGAAUGGAAACAUCUUGAUCAUGCCCUGAAUUGUAUUAUGGAAAUGGUAGAGAAAACAAGGCGCUCCAUGGCAGUUCUGCGGCGCUGUCAGGAAUCUGAUCGUGAAGAACUCAACUACUGGAAAAGACGAUAUAACGAAAACACAGAGAUGAGGAAAACGGGGAGCGAGUUGGUCUCCAGGCAGCACAGUCCUGGGAGCGCAGAUUCUCUCAGCAAUGAUUCUCAGCGGGAAUUCAACAGUAGGCCAACAACAGGAUAUGUACCUGUGGAGUUUUGGAAAAAAACUGAAGAAGCUGUGAAUAAGGUGAAAAUUCAGGCCAUGUCAGAAGUACAGAAAGCCGUUGCUGAGGCAGAGCAAAAAGCCUUUGAAGUGAUUGCAACAGAGAGAGCUCGGAUGGAGCAAACCAUAGCAGACGUGAAACGGCAGGCUGCAGAGGACGCCUUCCUCGUCAUAAAUGAGCAGGAAGAGUCAACGGAGAACUGCUGGAACUGUGGCCGCAAAGCCAGUGAGACCUGCAGUGGCUGCAAUAUCGCACGAUACUGCGGCUCUUUCUGCCAGCAUAAGGACUGGGAGCGGCACCACCGCCUCUGUGGUCAGAACCUGCACGGCCAGAGUCCCCACAGCCAGAGCCGGCCACUGCUUCCUGGAGGGAGGGGCUCCUCAGCCCGGUCUGCCGACUGCAGCGUGCCAAGCCCGGCCCUGGACAAGACCUCGGCAACCACCUCGCGCUCCUCGACACCUGCCUCUGUGACAGCCAUCGACACCAACGGACUCUGAGCCCCAGACUCACUGCCCCCUGAUGACCGUGCAGCAUGGCAGAGCACCGCACGGGGGGGCUGCCUAUUUGAACCACUGCAAGUGGCUUUUGG
Molecule: messenger RNA, 2018 nt
Organism: Ceratotherium simum simum (southern white rhinoceros)
Lineage: Eukaryota; Metazoa; Chordata; Mammalia; Perissodactyla; Rhinocerotidae
Source: RefSeq, a predicted model, not a curated record